Pseudonaja textilis is the source of this 684-nucleotide messenger RNA. Lineage: Eukaryota; Metazoa; Chordata; Lepidosauria; Squamata; Elapidae. The record is from RefSeq and is a predicted model, not a curated record.
CCUGAUUGUGGGAAAAGUUUCAGUACCAAUUCCAGCCUGGUGAUACACCAGAGGACUCACACAGGAGAGAAACCCUUUGAAUGUCCAGAUUGUGAAAAAUGUUUCAGUGAUAAUUCCAGCCUGGUUAGACACCAGAGGACUCACACAGGAGAGAAACCCUUUGAAUGUCCUGAUUGUGGGAAAAGUUUCAGUCAGAAUUCCAGCCUGGUGAUACACCAGGGAACUCACACGGGAGAGAAACCCUUUGAAUGUCCUGAUUGUGAGAAAAGAUUCAGUACCAAUUCCAACCUUAUUAGCCACCAGAGGAUUCACACAGGAGAGAGACCUUUUGAAUGUGCAGACUGUGGGAGAAGUUUCAGUCACAAUUCCAGCCUGGUGAGACACCAGAGGACUCACACAGGAGAGAAACCAUAUGAGUGUCCAGACUGUGGCAAAGAUCUCAGUAGCAGGGUUAACCUUCGAAAUCAUAUGCUUAUACACACAGGGGAGAAACCAUUUAAGUGCCCCAAGUGCGGACGUUCCUUCAGGAAACAUUCCGCCCUUAUUGCACACAAGAAAAUCCACCUGAGGCCCUAAGUGAUGACUGUAGAGAAGGCUUGAAUUUCAUUUCAUAGUCCCAUUGUAAGUCCAGCUGACUAUUUAAUUUGACUCCAAAGAAUUUGCCUGAUUUUUUUUAAACAAAUA